Raphanus sativus (radish) is the source of this 613-nucleotide messenger RNA. RefSeq lists its product as uncharacterized. Bases 130 to 567 code for a protein of 145 amino acids. The record is from RefSeq and is a predicted model, not a curated record. The transcript has a single exon. Lineage: Eukaryota; Viridiplantae; Streptophyta; Magnoliopsida; Brassicales; Brassicaceae.
AUAAGACGCAUACGACCAGAUACAAAAACUAAAGGAAGAAAACAAAAAACCUUAAAACACUUUAAAUAAAAGACACACUCACAUUGUCAGAAACCUACAUCGAGAACUUCCACACACACAGACACGUUCAUGAAGAACAUCAUCGAGAAGAGUAAGAAGAUGGUUGAUGAUCAUGAACAUGAUCAUAAUAAUGAUCGGAUACUAUGGGAUUGUGGAAGUCCACUCUAUGACUCCUACGAGCUCGUCUCUCUCACGCACAUCAUCGAACGCCACUUCAUGUAUCUCCCCUCUCUCUCCGGCGCCAGAAAAGUUUGUUCUUCUCGUACGCCGUCAGAUUUGGGAGAUAAGGCGAAUCGCGCAGCCAGCACCGUCGUGGAUCUAUGCUGUUCCUCUGAUUCAACGACGGGUAAAUUAUUUGGUGGUAUUUUUCUGACGAAGUGGUGGAAGAACAAGAAAAACGCUGAUGUCAUGGAGGAGGAACCCAAGAAGAAGAACAAGAAGGUAUUUCAUCGAGUUCUCUCUAGGUUAAGAAUACCUACAACAAGAUCUGGUUCUACGAAUAUGUGAUUCUACUCUCCUAUACGUAAAAAAGAUUAAUUAAUGUUUGUAUAAU